UUACGAACACUACCUCGCCAUAUCAGCUGCUUGACUCACAGAAUCUGGAAAAUCUUUCACAAAUUUGAUCAAAUUUUUGGUUUAAAAUCGUUUUGUGUGCCCGAAUCACCGCCCCAAGAUGAUUAUCUCUCGUCUGGCACUUCCAUUCAAUAUGGCCGUCCGUCGGAUCUCACGCAAGGCGACGGAGAGCCCCAGAAAUCUCAACAUCCUGCGUCGCCACAUGUCGAGCGUCUAUUACCGCAGCGGAGCCAUUAGGCCCAAGCCAGAAGAGAUGCCAUUCGGAUUGCUGGCCAUCUUCUGUGCCGUCAUCCCAGGUCUCUUUGUGGGCGCCACCAUUAGCAAGAACGUGGCCAACUUCCUUGAGGAGAACGACCUGUUUGUGCCCUCGGAUGAUGACGAUGACGAGGACUAAGAAGCACGUCCCUGCCUCGCUAACCUUGAUGUGGUAGAGGGAACGCAUCCUAGUCGGGCCGAAUGUUUGGCUUGCCAUGGAGAACAACCGGCCAAAAGUCUAUUUAUUUAUAUUUAUUAGCCCCAAUUUUGCUAUGUAAAUCAAAUCUCUACUCUUAAGAUCGUAAAUAUUCUUGCAUUUCAUGUGUAUUUUUCCCGCUUCGAUACCUUUGUUUUAACGAUUUUUCAAGAAUUUUAUCCAUGCUCUUGACGAAAAGCUGACGAAUGUUAAUAGAUUUAAAUAAAGUUUACUUGAUUAUGCUAAA
Drosophila serrata is the source of this 716-nucleotide messenger RNA. It is a transcript of the gene EMRE, whose product is annotated as Essential MCU regulator. NCBI's taxonomy places the organism in Eukaryota, Metazoa, Arthropoda, Insecta, Diptera, Drosophilidae. Gene Ontology annotation, biological process: mitochondrial calcium ion homeostasis; calcium import into the mitochondrion. Gene Ontology annotation, cellular component: uniplex complex. The record is from RefSeq and is a predicted model, not a curated record.